This is a messenger RNA of Clarias gariepinus (North African catfish), 1569 nucleotides long. RefSeq names its product V-set immunoregulatory receptor (gene vsir). Bases 193 to 1044 code for a protein of 283 amino acids. Gene Ontology annotation, biological process: regulation of immune response; negative regulation of CD4-positive, alpha-beta T cell proliferation; positive regulation of regulatory T cell differentiation. The transcript is spliced from 7 exons. The record is from RefSeq and is a predicted model, not a curated record. Gene Ontology annotation, cellular component: plasma membrane. NCBI's taxonomy places the organism in Eukaryota, Metazoa, Chordata, Actinopteri, Siluriformes, Clariidae.
GAGAUUGCAGCUGCGCGCACACACACACACACUCACUGACACUCUGCGCUUCUCGGGACGCGCUGCGCCAAACUAGACAAACGCGCGUGAAAAGUCCGACUCGUCCGGAAACCCGACGGUUCCUGGUUUAUUUAAAAGCGGGAGAAUCGGCGUUUAAGAGGUUAAAAGGGACGGACGCACAGGGAGAGGAUCAUGGAGCUGUUUUCGGCUGUGUGGCUUUGCCUUCACCUCGCCGUGGCUGUGAAAGCGGUGAGUGAAUUCCAUGCCGAGCCGCUCAGUGUCUCGGUGCCCUUUGUCAACAUGGUGUGCCCGGAAGGAGCCAAUGUAACGAUUUUGUGUAAACAGUCCGGCGCGCUGGAGUAUUCCACUGACCAUCUGCAGCACGUGUGGCUCUUUAACCCACACAUGGAGCAGCACUGUCGCGAACGCCUGCAUUCCCCCAAAUCCAACGUGUACAAGGCCGAGGCCUCAUUCUUCAGUGUCACACUGAUGAAUUUGACGAUGGCCAGCCAAGGACGCUACUGCUGCCUGGCGCUGGACGUACUGCGGGACGGCCAUCACAAGCCGACCGUGCAACAACGGGCACACAGCCACGUCAUACUCAACAUCACGCCACGCCGCAACGACAGUCAGAAGUGCAUCGAGCUGACAGCGUCACUACCCCAAGGUACAUUAAACACAACAAAGAGCACGGACAGUGGUACAGUGGCUGCAGGUCUGGCAACAGCUGCAUGCAUUAUGGGUAUUUUGUGUCUGCCUGUCUUACUGGUCCUGGUGUACCGCCAAAGACAAAUAAGUCACGCCAGCCGACGUGCACACGAGCUAGUUCGCAUGGACAGUGAGGCUCAAGGCCACGAAAACCCUGUGUACAUGGGAGAUUCUCCGAAGGCUCCGUCUCGCACCGUGGCUCAGAUUCUGACCCGACAGUCAUCCGAAACUAGACGCCACCUCCUCUCUGAUCCUGGCACCCCCUUUAGCCCGAACCCACAAGGAGACGUGUUUUUCCCCGCGCAUGAGCCAAUCCCGGAGUCGCCUGACAUCUAACCAUUGUAGGACGGACUCUCUGGAGAGACCUGCAAAGACCUGUUGAGGUGUGUUUCUCAACGCCCAUGAAAUGCCCUGCACUUUUUUUCUCUCUCUGUCUUUGGUACCUUCCUCCAUCCUCAUGCUUUCUCUAUGGCCAGGAUGACAAAGAGACAACAUACCCCCCAUCAUCACCUUCUACACAAACACACACUCAUUUUUCCACCUGUAUCAGGGGCCAGAACGGGCUGGGUCUCAUCUCAUUUUGUAGUAAGGAGGUGCUUCAUCACAGACAGACCUGAAUGUUCCACAGCUGAGAUGACUGGGGGUCAGUUUCAGAAGAACAUUGUCUCAGACAUUCGCAUUUACUUUUUUUUUUCCAUUUAUGUCAUUUUUUUUUUUUUGAACGCUGAGACAGAAAUGGCUUUUGAUCUCUGCCUGUCGUGGUUUUAUGGCAGCCCAUGUGUAUGUGAGGUGUCAGUGUGCUAAGGAUCAACAGAUCGAAAUAGUUUUUUUUUUUUUUGACAAAUUAUGACAAACUAAAAC